Ogataea philodendri is the source of this 4536-nucleotide messenger RNA. RefSeq lists its product as uncharacterized. Gene Ontology annotation, molecular function: 4-alpha-glucanotransferase activity; amylo-alpha-1,6-glucosidase activity. The record is from RefSeq and is a predicted model, not a curated record. Gene Ontology annotation, biological process: glycogen biosynthetic process; glycogen catabolic process. The coding region runs from base 1 to 4536 and encodes 1511 amino acids. Lineage: Eukaryota; Fungi; Ascomycota; Pichiomycetes; Pichiales; Pichiaceae. The transcript has a single exon.
AUGGCCCGGAUAGUUCUUCUCCGAAUUGGAGACACUGGAGAGCCGCUAGUUGACAGUUCACGGGGUGUUUUGACCUUCCCGACAUGUUCCCAGGGUGAGAGUCCUCUUUUUGUGCUGAGAUUCUACAUUGUUGCAGGCUCUCAAAUCACAAACAAGGGAACAAUAUGGACUGAUGUCCCCAAACAGGCCGACGACCCAUACAGAAGGGAUAAGUAUACCAAGCAUACAAUCAAUGGCAAUUUUUACCAAGAUAUAACGAUUGAUGUUUCGAUUUACAACCCUGGAUCUUAUUGCUACUACAUUGGAUACAACACUUUGAAGGAGGGCGAUGAGGAACAAUUCGUCACCACACGCAAGUUUUACUUCGUGGUGCCACCAUCGUUGUUUGUCAAGGAUUUGUACUUGCCGCUCAAUGCGGUGAGUAUGCAGUCUGUCGUCUCGAAGUGGAUGGGACGUAACAAUUCCGAGUGGGAUCCCAUUUUCGCUGAGAUUUCACGAAAGGGAUACAAUAUGAUCCAUUUCACUCCACUGCAACCCCGUGGAGAAUCUAAUUCACCGUACUCGAUUUAUGAUAACCUCGAGUUUGACCCUGUUGCGUUCCCGAACGGCAAGUCAGACGUUCAAAAAAUGGUCUCGAGACUUGAACAGGAGUAUGACAUCCUUUCGAUGACAGACGUUGUUUUCAACCAUACUGCAAACAAUAGUCAAUGGAUCAGAGAACAUCCAGAAGUAGGAUACAACGAGGAAACGGCUCCUCAUUUGAAACCUGCCAUCGAAUUGGACAGAUUGUUGCUACAUUUUUCAAGGAGCAUGAAAAGACACGGAUAUCCUACUACAAUCAACAAUGUGGAAGACCUGUUAAAAGUUAUGGAUGGAAUUAAAAUUCAUGUGCUCGGUGAUUUGAAAUUAUGGCAGUACUACGUGGUUGAUGUUGAUGACCAUAUCAGGAAAUUGGAAGAUGAAUGGCCGAAACGAAUAAAGGUUUGCGACUUGGACGUUCCAAGAAAUGCUAGUCUUCCAGAACUGGCCCAAUUUGUUGUCUCGAGUGCGUCCACGAAACCUUUUGGACUCGGUGAUCGUUUCGGUAAUAACUUGGAUAUCCCCAAGUUUGUGUCCGUUCUGAAUUGUCUGUACGGCGACCUUUCGUUAGACGAGAUUAAACAGCAUGCCCACAAAAUCUUAGAUGAGAUCAAUCUCCCAUUGUACAAGGAAUAUGAUGAAGACAAUAACGAGAUUUUGGAGCAACUUUACAACAGAAUAAAGUACAUGAGAUUGGAGGAUCAUGGACCACGUCUCGGUGAAGUGACGGACGACAACCCAUUAACAGAACCAUACUUUACCAGAUUCACUGAUGCUUCAGGAAGAGACUGGGCAUUGGCAAAUAACGGUUGGAUCUGGGGUGGAAACCCUCUCGUUGAUUUCGCGUCCGACCAGUCCAAGUGUUAUCUAAGAAGGGAAGUGAUCGUUUGGGGUGACUGUGCGAAAUUGAGGUACGGAGCUGGACCCGACGAUUCGCCAUAUUUGUGGUCCAGAAUGAUUGAAUACUCCAAAUUGCUGGCUUCUCUUUUCCAUGGAUUCAGAAUUGACAAUUGUCAUUCUACUCCAUUACACGUCGGAGAGGCAAUGCUCGAUGCAGCUCGUCAGGUGAAUCCAAACUUGUACGUUGUCGCUGAGCUUUUCAGUGGUAGUGAGGAGUUGGAUAUCGUUUUUGUUGAACGACUGGGAAUCUCCUCGUUGAUUAGAGAGGCUAUGCAAGCAUACUCUAUCAAUGAACUUUCGAGACUGGUGCAUAGACACGGUGGACCACCAAUUGGCUCUUUCAAGUGGCUACCACUGGACGAGCUUGCUUAUCCAGUGCACAAAGAAUUGUUCGAAACUAGAUCAAGCGAGAGUUUCCCGAAGAAAAGUGAAAUCCCAAUACCAGAGCCCGUUGUUUCGCAGGCUCCACAUGCCCUGUUCAUGGAUUGCACCCAUGACAAUGAGACUCCAAACGAAAAAAGAACUGUUGAGGAUACGCUUCCAAAUGCCGCAUUGGUUUCAUUUUGCUCAUGUGCUGUGGGUACUACUUUUGGCUACGAUGAAUGCUAUCCCAAACUUUUGGAUGUGGUCAACGAGGCUAAGAAGUACACUUUCGGACCUGGUAUUGGGUCUGUGAAAGCAAAACUCAACAAGAUCAGGCUUGAACUUGCCAAUCAAAGUACUGAUGAUUUGGAAAGCAAUGAAAUGCAUGUUCAUCAUGAAGGUCAAUUCAUCACUGUCCAUCGUACAAAUGCCAAAACAGGAAAAGGAUACUUCCUCAUUGCUAGAACUAAAUUUUAUCAGGAUGGUGAUCAGUCACUUGCUCCCAUUCGUCUGAGUGGAAGUAAAGUGAAGCAUUUGUUUGCAUACACACUCGUCAGAACUGGGGAUGACCCAAAACCAAGUGAGAACUUUUUAGAAUCUGUCCCUGUUGAUCUUAGAGAGAUCUCGCCUCUAAAUGUCGACGUUGAUGGAAAUGAUAGCCUCAUUAACCUUCCAGUCGAGUUUCCACAAGGAUCUAUCGCUGUCUUGAGCACAGAGAUUCCUGGCUGUGACGACAGUUUGGAUCACUUUGUCCGUUCAGAAGCCUUGGAGGCUGCGAAGAACUUGACAUUGCUUGAUAUCAACGCAAUCCUAUACAGAUGUGAGUCUGAGGAAAGAGACGCCAGUGCAGGAACCGAGGGUGUUUAUGAUGUCCCCGGCUUUGGUCGUCUGGUGUAUGCUGGAAUACAAGGAUGGAUCUCCGUUUUGAGAGACAUUAUCAGACACAAUGAUCUUGCUCACCCAUUAUCGGAUCACUUGCGCUCAGGAACCUGGGCAUUGGAUUACAUCCCCCAAAGAUUAUCAAAAUACGAAAGUUAUGGUAAAGGAGUGUCAGAGUUCAAGCAGUGGCUAGAGUCUCGUUUCCAAGAGGUCAAGAAAGUCCCGUACUUUUUGGUUCCUCGAUACUUUGCGCUGGUUGUGGGAAUAGCAUAUGAAGCUUUGCGGUUCCAGGCUCUUAGCCAAAUGAGUGUCAAAAUUCAGAAGAGCACUCAGUUCGUCCAGAGUCUUUCUUUGGUGUCUGUUCAGAUGAAUGCUUAUAUGAGAAGUGCUUCUAUCGACCCGUAUAAGAUUGUCCCUUCGAUGGCAGCCGGUCUUCCUCACUUCAGUUACGAUUACAUGAGAUGCUGGGGACGUGAUAUCUUUAUAUCGCUUCGUGGCCUAUUGCUGGUAACUGAACGAUAUGAGGAAGCUAAAAAUCAUAUCCUCUGCUUCGCAAUGACUUUGAAACACGGAUUAAUUCCUAACUUGCUUGGAUCAGGCAAAGAGCCAAGAUACAAUGCUAGAGAUGCAGCAUGGUGGUUUCUGGAAUCGGUUCAGAACUAUGUUCAUAUAGUCCCUGACGGAGAAAAGAUUUUGGAUUGCAAGGUGAAAAGACGGUUCCCACUGGAUGAUACACAUGUUCCAUUGGAUGACCCACGCGCUUUCAGCUAUGAGAGCACAAUUAGAGAGAUUAUCUACGAAAUCCUCAGUCGGCACGCUGGAGGACUUGAUUUUAGAGAGGCUAACGCUGGCCCGCAAAUCGAUUCGCAAAUGAAAGAUGAAGGGUUCAAUAUCUCCAUCAGUGUUGACUGGAACACUGGACUUAUUCAUGGAGGCAACCAGUUCAAUUGCGGAACAUGGAUGGACAAGAUGGGAGAAAGUAGCCUCGCAGGAAAUAAGGGCUACCCUGGAACACCUAGAGAUGGCGCGGCUGUUGAGAUAAAUGGGUUGUUAAAGAGCACUUUGCGGUUUGUGUUGGAGCUGCAAGCUAAAGGAAUUUUCGACUACGAUUCGGUGAAGACGCAAGACGGCAAGAGAGUGACGUUUGAACAGUGGAACGACUUGCUCCAGAACAACUUUGAGCGGUGUUUCUAUAUUCCUGAAGACAGCAGCAAGGAUUCUGAGUUCGAAAUCAAUCCUAACAUUGUCAAUCGGCGUGGAAUUUACAAGGAUCUUUACAAGUCUGGCAAAGAGUACGAAGAUUACCAGCUGAGAGGCAAUUUCCCAAUGGCUAUUGCCGUCGCUCCAGAAUUGUUCACGCCGUCGAGAGCUUUGAAGGCUAUACAGAUCGCAGACAAGGCCAUCCGUGGCCCUAUUGGGCUUGCUACAUUGGAUCCUGCCGAUUACAACUACAGACCGUACUACUUGAACAGUGUGGACUCCAUGGACUUUGCUACCGCUAAGGGCCGGAAUUACCACCAGGGACCGGAAUGGUGCUGGAUCUUGGGAUAUUACAUGCGCGCAUUCCGGCAGGUUCAUCUUGCAGAUCAUCCUGAGUGCUCGGAUAAAGGCUCUGCGACCGAGUAUCUGCACCAAUUACUGUCCAGAAGACUUUCUGCGCACAAAAGGUGGUUGGACGACAGUGUCUGGGCGGGGCUGACGGAACUCACACAGAAGAACGGCGAGUUCUGUGGAGACUCGAGUCCAACUCAGGCAUGGAGUGCGUCAUGUUUACUUGAUCUUUACUUUGACUGCUGGGAAGACGAAAAAAACUAG